AUGGGCAGAUCAGAAAGUCAGAUGGAUAUAACUGAUAUCAACACACCAAAGCCAAAGAAGAAACAGAGAUGGACCCCACUGGAGAUCAGUCUCUCCGUCCUGGUCCUGCUGCUCACCAUCAUUGCAGUGACGAUGAUAGCUCUCUAUGCAACCUACGAUGAUGGUAUUUGCAAGUCAUCAGAGUGCAUAAAAUCAGCCGCUCGACUGAUCCAGAACAUGGAUGCCACUGUUGAGCCUUGUGCAGACUUUUUCAAAUAUGCUUGUGGAGGCUGGUUGAAACGCAACGUCAUUCCUGAGACCAGCUCUCGUUACAGUAACUUUGACAUUUUAAGAGAUGAAUUAGAAGUCGUCUUGAAAGAUGCCCUUCAGGAAUCCCAACCUGAAGAUGUAACAGCGGUGCAGAAAGCAAAGACGCUGUAUAGAUCUUGUAUAAAUGAGACUGCUAUUGAGAGCCGAGGCGGAGAACCUCUACUCAGACUAUUGCCAGAUAUUUACGACUGGCCGGUGGCGCUGGACAACUGGGAGCAAAAAUAUGGUUCUUCUUGGACAGCUGAGAAAUCUAUUGCACAACUGAAUUCUAAAUAUGGGAAAAAAGUCAUUAUUAAUCUUUUUGUUGGCACUGAUGAUAAAAACUCUACGAAUCAUAUAAUUCAUAUUGACCAACCUCAACUUGGCCUGCCUUCCAGAGACUACUAUGAAUGCACUGCAGCAUAUAAAGAGGCUUGUACGGCAUAUGUGGAUUUUAUGAUUUCUGUGGCCAAAUUGAUUCGUCAGGAAAGAGGACUGCCUAUAGAUGAAAACCAGCUUUCUUUGGAAAUGAAUAAAGUUAUGGAUUUGGAAAAAGAAAUUGCCAAUGCUACAACUAAAUCUGAAGAUCGAAAUGAUCCAAUGCUUCUUUAUAACAAAAUGACAUUAGCUGAGAUCCAAAAUAAAUUUUCGCUGGAAUUCAAUGGGAAGCCAUUCAGCUGGUCAAAUUUCACAAAUGAAAUCAUGUCAACUGUGAAUAUUAAUAUUCCACAUGAGGAAGAAGUGAUUGUUUAUGCUCCAGAGUAUUUAACCAAUCUUAAGCUCAUUCUUGCCAAAUAUUCUGCCAGAGAUCUUCAAAAUUUAAUGUCCUGGCGGUUCAUAAUGGAUCUUGUAAGCAGCCUCAGCCGAAACUACAAGGAGUCCAGAAAUGCUUUCCGCAAGGCUCUUUAUGGCACAACAUCAGAAACAGCAACUUGGAGACGCUGUGCAAACUAUGUCAAUGGGAAUAUGGAAAAUGCCGUGGGAAGGCUCUAUGUGGAAGCAGCAUUUCCUGGAGAUAGUAAACAUGUGGUUGAGGAUUUAAUUGCCCAGAUCCGGGAGGUUUUUGUUCAGACUUUAGAUGACCUAACUUGGAUGGAUGCUGAAACAAAAAAGAAAGCUGAGGAAAAGGCCUUAGCAAUUAAAGAAAGGAUUGGCUAUCCUGAUGACAUUAUUUCAAAUGACGACAAACUGAAUAAUGAGUACCUUGAGUUGAGCUACCAGGAAGAAGAAUACUUUGAGAACAUACUUCAAAACCUGAAGUUUGGCCAAAAUAGACAACUAAAGAAGCUUCGAGAAAAGGUGGACAAGGAUGAGUGGAUAAGCGGAGCAGCUGUAGUCAAUGCAUUUUACUCUUCAGGCAGAAAUCAGAUAGUCUUCCCAGCUGGCAUUCUGCAGCCACCCUUCUUCAGUGCCCAGCAGCCUAAGUCACUGAACUAUGGGGGCAUUGGCAUGGUCAUAGGACACGAAAUCACCCAUGGCUUCGAUGACAAUGGCAGAAAUUUUAACAAGGAUGGAGACCUCGUUGACUGGUGGACUCAACAGUCUGCAAAUAAUUUUAAAGACUUAUCCCAGUGCAUGGUGUACCAGUACGGGAACUUCUCCUGGGACCUAGCAAAUGGACAGCAUCUCAAUGGAAUUAAUACCCUGGGAGAAAACAUUGCUGAUAAUGGUGGUAUUGGCCAAGCAUACAGAGCCUAUCAAAACUAUGUUAAAAAGAAUGGUGAAGAAAAAUUACUUCCUGGACUUGACCUAAAUCACAGACAACUGUUCUUCUUGAAUUUUGCCCAGGUGUGGUGUGGAACCUACAGGACGGAGUAUGCACUCAACUCCAUUAAAACAGAUGUGCACAGUCCAGGCAAUUUCAGGAUUAUUGGGACUUUGCAGAACUCUCCUCAGUUUUCAGAAGCCUUCCAUUGUCGCAAGAAUUCAUACAUGAAUCCAGAAAAGAAAUGCCGUGUUUGGUAA
Molecule: messenger RNA, 2253 nt
Organism: Rangifer tarandus platyrhynchus (Svalbard reindeer)
Lineage: Eukaryota; Metazoa; Chordata; Mammalia; Artiodactyla; Cervidae
Source: the annotation of a GenBank genome assembly